This is a messenger RNA of Protopolystoma xenopodis, 267 nucleotides long. The record is from the annotation of a GenBank genome assembly. Lineage: Eukaryota; Metazoa; Platyhelminthes; Monogenea; Polystomatidea; Polystomatidae.
CGUAUAUUUGAAUUCGCUGACAUCGAUGGUGUUGGUAUCCUUGAUGAAGAAGAAGUUCGCAAUAUCCUAGAUUCUAUAGGCAUAGAAUCCAAUGUUGUAAUUGACGCCUUCUUCCAACGAAUGAAAAAGAAGCUCUAUGAGGGCAUAACGUGUCGUGAGUACUUGACCCUAGUUCGUCAGCUGUAUCCUGUCAGAGAGAAGCCACGUAAUCCCAUUCCAUUUUGGCGCUUGUUUGCUCCCAAAAGGUCUAAUCUUGACUUAGAAUAA